UAUAAUUUUUUGCAGAAAGGUGCAUACGAUGUAAUGCUUUUGUUACUUGUUUGAGUGAGUGUGUUAGUUUCAUACGAUGUCCAACAACAGCAGCAACAAGAAGCGCCGCCAUGUUCCGCCGACAGCAACCGAAACCGUUUUCCGCAUCAUGUGUCCGGUGGCAAAGACGGCGGAGUUAACGGGGCUCGGUGGUGGUGGAGCUAAGAUUCUCGUCGAUGAAUUUGGCGAAGACCGCAUCAUUGUUAUUGUGGGCACUGGCGAACAAGGUAGCAAUGGCGGUGAUGAGUCGCCGUCGCAACUUGCUUUGAUUAGGGUUUUUGAGAGAAUGGUUGAGGAGGAAGUUAAGAGUUCGAAUUUGACGGUUAAUUGUAGGUUGGUGGCGCCGAGUUAUCAGGUUGGGUGUGUGCUUGGAAGAGGAGGUAAGAUUGUGGAGAAGAUUAGGCAAGAGAGUGGGGCCCAAGUUAGGGUUUUGCCAAAGGAUCAACCUCCUCUUCCUCCUCAUGGAGAUGAGUUCAUUCAGAUAACUGGAAACUUUAGUGCAGCAAAAAAAGCGCUCCUCUGUGUUUCAAGUUGUCUUCAGGAUUAUGCAAGGGUGGAUUCUGGGCCUGGGGUGCUCCAUGGAACGGGGGCACCUGCUCAGGUUGAACCUUAUCCCCAACGGGGUUAUGCAUCUGGUUCUGGCACAUAUGCUUCUUCUGAUCAUCAUUCAAGAGGUUAUGCUUCUUUUCCUGGUCCUGAAAGUGCAGGACCUGCUCAUAGAAUGCUUGCUGAAGAGGAGGUUGUCUUUAAGCUAUUAUGUCAACAUGAUAAAGUUGGUAGUCUUAUUGGGAAAGGUGGUUCCAUAGUGCGGGCACUGCAAAGCGAAACUGGUGCAUCUAUCCAAAUUGUUGAUGCUGGACCUGAUUCAGAUGAGCGUGUGGUUGUGAUAUCCGCGCGAGAGAAUCCAGAGCAAAAGCAUUCUCCUGCACAAGAAGCUGUUAUUCGUGUUCAUAGUCGACUUACAGAGAUUGGAUUCGAACCAAAUGCAGCAGUUGUUGCUAGACUUCUUGUGCGUUCACCACAGGUAGGCUGCCUCUUGGGCAAGGGUGGUCUUGUUAUCUCUGAAAUGCGAAGAGCCACAGGUGCUAAUAUACGAAUCUUUUCAAAGGAACAGAUUAAGUAUAUUUCCCAAAAUGAAGAAGUUGUACAGGUUAUUGGGACCUUACAAUCUGUGCAAGAUGCUUUGUUUCACAUAACCAGCAGAAUUCGAGAAACCAUUUUCCCAAUAAAGCCCCCUCCAAAUUUUAGUGCACCACCACAUUUGCCACAAUUUUCAGAAAUGCCUCCUCCUUUAUAUAGGCCAAGAAAUCACUUGAUGUCCUCUGGCCACCCUCCUCCUCAAGUUGGGCCUCAUGGGAUUGACCAUUCACCUAUUCCCUCAAUGCCUGUCGAUCAGCAUCCAUUUACACAUAGUAUGGGUCGUGGUAUGCCAAACAUGGAUCGAGUUCCCUAUCCUCGUGGGUAUGAAGGACCAAAUUCUCCAAGAUCAUGGAAUCCUCAGGCAGUUAACAGAGGAAAUCCAGGUGGAACAGCUGAUAAUUCUAGUUUGGCUUCAAGAAAUGGGACUCCUGGAAAUAAUGGAAACUCAUUGCAGAAUCCAAAUAGCUCAACUGUUGAGAUCACCAUCCCAAGUAUUUAUUUAACCCACGUGUAUGGGGAUAACAAUAGCAACCUAAAUGAGAUUCGACAGUUCUCUGGUGCAAGCGUGGUGGUUAAUGAUCCAAAACCUGGGGCCACUGAAGGUCUUGUGAUUGUGUCUGGAGCACCAAAUCAAAUUCACAUGGCUCAGAGCCUGGUUCAUGCUUUCAUUUUAAUUGGGCAGCCUAAAGCUUGAAACUACAGGGACAAGAGGAAAUCUAAAAGCUGUUUUAGUGACUAUGCAAAAAAGUCUUGUUAUUCUUGCUCCCAUCAUCAGGGUUUAAGGAUAAAUUUAUGUCAAGGUUGUCGUUCUAUUAUUGAUUCUUUCUAGCGAUAGUCUUCAUGGUUUUAUUGCUGAUUCCAUUUAUUCUUCUUGUCACAUUUAGGGAAAGAUUGUUGAAAAGUAGCAAUAAAAG
This is a messenger RNA of Gastrolobium bilobum, 2093 nucleotides long. RefSeq names its product KH domain-containing protein HEN4. NCBI's taxonomy places the organism in Eukaryota, Viridiplantae, Streptophyta, Magnoliopsida, Fabales, Fabaceae. Gene Ontology annotation, cellular component: nucleus; cytoplasm. The record is from RefSeq and is a predicted model, not a curated record. The transcript is spliced from 7 exons. The coding region runs from base 77 to 1873 and encodes 598 amino acids. Gene Ontology annotation, biological process: regulation of gene expression. Gene Ontology annotation, molecular function: mRNA binding.